AUGCGGGCUCCGGUGUUGAAGCAAGCGAGCAACCUGGUUGCGAGGGCACCUUUCGCUAUUGACUCAUAUAGCCCGCCUAAUUGCAGACUUUAUCACCGCCCGCGGUUAGGCACUCACCAAGAGGAGGCAUUGCAAAAUGCACUGUCUGCAGUUCGCCACUCUUCGAGCUCCAAAGCCAGAGAGAGAAAGCGGGCGGAAGACAGGUUCCAGGACUUCAUCGUAUCUGUUCUAGAGGCAUCGGCUACCCGUCGUGAUGCCAAGGGAUACCUUCAAAAAUAUGCUCCUCAGUCGGGCGACGGCGCAUCCAAGAAGCGCAAAGCAGAUGAGCUGCCAGGAGCAGCCGACCAGUCUUAUUCGUCCAUCCGAGUUGUCAACCAGGCACCGAAGUUCAUUCAGGGUAGCGACAGCAAGGUCGAAACCACUGUUCCCCUUGAUGAGCCCAUCAACUUGGCUAUUGUCAAGAUACGUCUUCCGCAAGACAUUGACGACGACAUGCUGAGUGCCAUCGCCAAGACCCUGACCCAGCUCAGAAAGCUCGGUCUCGUGAGUCUCAUUGUCCUGGAUGGAGGGCCAGCCUCGAACCGGAAACUGCUCCGUGAGCAAUCUUGGCGGGCUCAACAAGCCGUUGAGACCUUUGGUGAACCCGGCUGCAUUCUGCUUGACCAGUGUGUGGCCGAUGCCGAAUCACAUACGCUUCAAACCCAGGGUUUUAUGCCCUCCGGUGUUUAUGUCCAGCAUCCGCAUCUCUUGAUACGAGCGCUACAAGACAACGCUAUUGUAAUCGUGCCGCCUGUCACCAUGGCCCACGAUUUGAAGAGCAUUGAUGUGGUUGAUGCCGACGAAACGAUCGUUGCGCUUACCAAGUACUUUUGCGGGCUACAGUUCAACGCCUCCAAUCAACCGAUUGGCUCUCUGGGCUCCAAUUUCAGUCCGGGCGUCAAGGUCGCUUCGGUUGAGAAGGUCAUCAUCCUGGAUCCAGCCGGCGGCACACCCCUCUCUGACGUACACGAUGACUCUUGUCAUCGGUACAUCAACCUCGAGCAGGAAUUCGAAGGCAUCAUGUAUGGACUCACACAUCCUUCGGGGUCAGAAGCGCAGCGAGGCAAAGUUCCUGAAGACAUACGGCAAAUUCAUGCCCGCAACCUUGACUUGUCAAGAAAGGUGCUUGCAAUGUUACCCUCGACAUCUUCCGCCAUCAUCAGCACCCCUUCUGCUGCUGCAAACAAACCCAUUCAGGAGUUCACCAGGGUCACGACUCGUAACAGGCAGAACCCCCUGAUCCACAACCUACUGACGGACAAGCCUGUCUUCUCGUCAUCACUACCCCUCGAGCGAGUCCGGUCAGGAAAGAAAGGCGAUGCAGUGUCCGGCGAGACACAUGUGGCAACUUUGCUCAAGCGCGGCAUGCCUCUCACAGUGUACCCUGACCCUACAGUCAGUGCCUGGCUGCCGCCUGGCCCCGGCGGCCCACGUCUGAGGCUCACAGACACCUGCAUAGACCUGCCACGGCUAGUCUAUCUUAUCAAUGAUUCUUUCAACCGUGAGUUGGACGUUCAUCAUUAUUUGGAGCGUGUCAACGAGAAGUUGGCUGGCGUCAUCAUUGCUGGGGAGUACGAAGGCGGAGCUAUUCUGACGUGGGAGAGACCGUUUGGAUUGGACGAGGCCACGGCUUACAAGACAGGACGCCUCGUUCCGUAUCUGGACAAGUUUGCGGUGCUCAAAAGUCGCCAGGGUAGCGGCGGUGUCGCUGAUGUGGUUUUCAACGCUAUGGUGAGAGGCUGCUUCCCGGAGGGCGUUUGUUGGCGGAGUCGCCAAGACAACCCUGUCAACAAAUGGUAUUUCGAGAGAUCACUGGGGACAUGGAAGCUGAAGGACACCAACUGGACCAUGUUUUGGACAACUCCCCAUCUGCCACUGAGCGAUCCGAAGUUGCUGGAUUACGAGGACGUUUGCCGCGAGAUUGAGCCAUCUUGGGCAGAUUCGAAGCCGCCAGAUUGA
This is a messenger RNA of Colletotrichum higginsianum IMI 349063, 1998 nucleotides long. RefSeq names its product Amino-acid acetyltransferase, mitochondrial. NCBI's taxonomy places the organism in Eukaryota, Fungi, Ascomycota, Sordariomycetes, Glomerellales, Glomerellaceae. Gene Ontology annotation, molecular function: arginine binding; L-glutamate N-acetyltransferase activity, acting on acetyl-CoA as donor. Gene Ontology annotation, biological process: L-arginine biosynthetic process. The transcript is spliced from 3 exons. Bases 1 to 1998 code for a protein of 665 amino acids. The record is from RefSeq and is a predicted model, not a curated record. Gene Ontology annotation, cellular component: mitochondrial matrix.